Messenger RNA from Triticum aestivum (bread wheat), 3080 nucleotides. RefSeq lists its product as uncharacterized. NCBI's taxonomy places the organism in Eukaryota, Viridiplantae, Streptophyta, Magnoliopsida, Poales, Poaceae. The record is from RefSeq and is a predicted model, not a curated record. The transcript has 7 exons. The coding region runs from base 687 to 1472 and encodes 261 amino acids.
UAAUGGUUCAAGGACUGCAAGAAUCUUUGGAAAAAACGAGCUCCCUCCCUCCCUCGUCCGCCGCCGCUCCCUCCCACCACCUCCUCCUCCUUCUUCUGCGCCCUAGGAGCCCCGCCGCCGCCUGCUACUCCUUCACCGCCUCGCCUCUUCCUCCUCCCCGCCUUCCCAUCGCUUAGGUUGGCGGUUAGCGGCGGCUCGAUCCACUCCGUGGUUUCAGAUGGGCCGCCUUCCCCAUCUCUUGUCCGUGUCCGGUGCCGUCACUCGAUCUUGAUCUUGGGAGCAUGCGGGAGAGAGGCGUCGUGUCUAUUGCCAGGACGGGACAUGGGGGUGGAGGCGAGCGAGAGAGCGGAUGUUGCUGAAGAAGCUGGGGAGGCAAGACGAGGGCGGCGUGGCGUUCCGUGGCCGCGGUGGCCAGAGGGGCGGCUCCAUGUCGCGGUGUAUGAGGUGCCUAGAGGAGGAUGCUGCGGCAGGUUAAACUCCUCUCCCGUUGUAGAGCAGUCCGCAGUGCCAUCACCGUCGUCCUUGCCUUCGAGCCAUCCGUGCCGCCGUCGCCGUCGCCUAGAGGACGCCGGUAGGAAGCAGCAGCUCACCGUUUCCUUGGUCCCCGCCGACGCCAAGCGAGAAGAGAAGGCACGUGUGCUGUAGGUGUAGCAAAUUGGACAAGCUACACCGCUAAUGCCGGGUGUAUGGAGCUCAGGAAGGCUAUCUGCAACAAGCUUCAGGAGGAUAAUGGUCUAACCUAUAGCCCAGAUCAUGUGCUAGCGACCAAUGGGGCUAAGCAAUGCACUACACACGCUGUUCUUGAUGUUCUCUCAUGUGGUGAUGAGCGCCAUGGAUUAGUCCCUGCUGUAGGAGAGAGAGAAGAUGAGAGGGUGAGAGAGAAGGAAGGAGAGGAGGGAGAAAGAGAGAGGAAAGAGUACCUGGAGGUGCGUCGACCGGCGUCGGCAUGUGCUGGCAAGGUUGGGCGGGACCGGGUGGUUGGCUGCGGCUCCGUGGUUUCAGAUGGGGCACCGUGGGGAGCCAGGGAGGCGGCUUGGCCCAGCCAUGGCGUUGGUGCUGCGGAGAGCCGCCUCGCGCUACUUCAUCGUCGACACUACAGGCUUCGCCGCCGCCUACGCGAUGCCGCCCCAGGGGGAUCAGCAGCAGCCCCCCUCGCUGCAGGGGCCCAGCCAGCAGGUCGGGGCCAAGCUGGGGCCCUGCAUCGAGUGCAGCGCCACCGGCACAAGAAGUGCUCUGGGUGCAAGUGCAUGCAUAUUGUUGAUGAGCCAGGGAGGCGGCUUGGCCCAGCCAUGGCGCUGGUGCUGCGGACUCCCCGCCGCGUGGCGUCUCACUGCUCGUCCCUUCUGGUCACACCUCCCCAUGUAAAUUUGAAGCCUAAGGUGCCAACAAAGGUAGUUUGUGCUGAACAUCUUGAGUUACAGAACGAGAUACUCACACUGCUUAACAUACAGAGGUUUGGACUUGCACUAUAGGUGGUUGCGAAUCUCAGUCUUUGCGUGUCUGUCUAUGACAUCCUUGCCGUCGAAGGCGGAUUCACCUUUCCAUGAUAGGGCUGCUCGACGUAUAAAGUAAUUAGUGCCAUCAUCUUUGCCAUCCAUUUAUCUUUAUUAAGGAAUGUGAUGUUACUACUUACUAAUUAUGUAUGUUGUUUAGUAUUUGCAGAAGCAUUCUCAACUUUCCUCUGUACUUUCUCUUUUCUCUAUACUUUGUUUGGGUAGUAUUUACCCUGUCCCGAGAAUAGCAGAGAUAGACAUGCCUAUGUGUACAGCUAAGUAAUCAAAAUAGUUGAGAUAGACAUGCCUAUGUCUACAGGAAAACCAGCUUAACAUUCAUAUCUCAACUCCCUAUCCACUCUGACCAGACAUAAAAUUAAGCUUAGGUCAGCAAACUGGAAAAAGGGCAUAUAUGGUUACCGUGUAGAGUAUGUGAGUAAAUACACAUGUUGCAUGGUGCAUGUUUUUUGCUGUGAGUUUCUUUGUAUGCUAGCGGAGCUCGAGUUCAAUAGUUCUUCACAUUACAUAUUUGUUAUUCACCCCCGUACUGCAUUUCUGUAAAAUACAUUGGUUCCAGUCUUGACUAUGGGCUGUUUUGCCAUGCUUACAUCAGAGCUCAAAAGUAGAUGUCAUCAGCAAGUAGGUGAUACAUGUCUAUCUGAUUUAGCAUUUUGGAAUUGCUCACAACAUUUCUUUCGGCAUGUCAAUGAAAAUGGCACCUUCCCAUUCUGAUGUUCAUUAUGUUUCUUGAAGCCCUCACCAUCUUUAUAUUCAUUACAUAUUCUCAAAAGCUUAUUUCUUAAUAAUACCUAAAGUGAAUACCAUGAGCUACCUCUCCAGUUUAUUCUUAUUUGAGUAUUAAGAGCACCUACAUUGCUUUGGUUCUGUAUGACUGAUCAAAUUUACACACACCUCAACCAUAGUAAAAUCUGGAAGACGACGUAAAAGAAUCAAAGAAAAGUAGAGAUGCACAAUAGUUUUUGCUUUUCAGGGAUUGUUCUUGGGUUCAGCUUUCGCCGGCAUGUUGUUAUUAUAGAGUUACCGUAUCUCUUUGAAUCGUCAUAUGUACUCCAAACUCUUAUAGAUUAUGCAACUAGCUAAUGGUUGGAACUUUUACUCAACUUUAUUAUAGGUGGCACAAAGUCAUGUUAGUUGCCAUUUUAUUGCUACAGAUAUGUUCUUGUUCUGAUUGUUUAUGUGAUGAUUAUAUUCAUGUGUAUGUAGCACAACCUCAUGUUUACAUUUGGCUUGAAGUCGGCUGUACUUUUUUUUGCUUUUGUUACAAGAUAUAUCAUCAAUUUCUUGUCUGGACGUACUUUUAUUAGUUUGCUUCUAACUGCAUCUUAAUAUGUACUCAGUAGGCUCUACAGGAUUCGAUGAUGGAUGUGUGAAUGUGAGCAAUCAGGAUAUAAAUUUCUUCCAACAGCAAGACAUGCUGAUUAGAUUCAGGAAUAUGUUCUUGCGUCCCAGCUUUGCAGCUUCACGUUGUAGGACUAAUAUUUGGUACCUGACAUGAGAUUGAGAAAUACCAUGCUUUAAUUAAUUAGUACAUACCUUGUGCAGGGCACAUAAAAUAUAUCUGAUAUC